CCCGCUCUCGUCAUCACCGAGGUGGAGAAGAGCAUGCGUGAGGCUCCGGUGCCGGUCAGUGGGCAGAGCGCACAUCGCCCACAGUCCCCGAGACGUUGGGGGGAGGGGUCGGCAAUUGAACCGGUGCCUAGAGAAGGUGGCGCGGGGUAAACUGGGAAAGUGAUGUCGUGUACUGGCUCCGCCUUUUUCCCGAGGGUGGGGGAGAACCGUAUAUAAGUGCAGUAGUCGCCCUGAACGUUCUUUUUCGCAACGGGUUUGCCGCCAGAACACAGGUGUCGUGAAAACUACCCCUAAAAGCCAAAAUGGGAAAGGAAAAGACUCAUAUCAACAUUGUCGUCAUUGGACAUGUAGAUUCGGGCAAGUCCACCACUACUGGCCAUCUGAUCUAUAAAUGCGGUGGCAUCGACAAAAGAACCAUUGAAAAAUUUGAGAAGGAGGCUGCUGAGAUGGGAAAGGGCUCCUUCAAGUAUGCCUGGGUCUUGGAUAAACUGAAAGCUGAGCGUGAACGUGGUAUCACCAUUGAUAUCUCCUUGUGGAAAUUUGAGACCAGCAAGUACUAUGUGACUAUCAUUGAUGCCCCAGGACACAGAGACUUCAUCAAAAACAUGAUUACAGGGACAUCCCAGGUUGGUGGGAUUAAUAAUCAUAGUUUUCUUGACCCCAAAAGGCCUGUUUUGUACACUGGUUUUGUCCUUUGGAGAGUUGACAGGGAUAUGUCUUUGCUUUCCUUAAAGGCUGACUGUGCUGUCCUGAUUGUUGCUGCUGGUGUUGGUGAAUUUGAAGCUGGUAUCUCCAAGAAUGGGCAGACCCGAGAGCAUGCCCUUCUGGCUUACACACUGGGUGUGAAACAACUAAUUGUUGGUGUUAACAAAAUGGAUUCCACUGAGCCACCUUACAGCCAGAAGAGAUAUGAGGAAAUUGUUAAGGAAGUCAGCACUUACAUUAAGAAAAUUGGCUACAACCCCGACACAGUAGCAUUUGUGCCAAUUUCUGGUUGGAAUGGUGACAACAUGCUGGAGCCAAGUGCUAACAUGCCUUGGUUCAAGGGGUGGAAAGUCACCCGUAAGGAUGGCAAUGCCAGUGGAACCACGCUGCUUGAGGCUCUGGACUGCAUCCUACCACCAACUCGUCCAACUGACAAGCCCUUGCGCCUGCCUCUCCAGGAUGUCUACAAAAUUGGUGGUAUUGGUACCGUUCCUGUUGGCCGAGUGGAGACUGGUGUUCUCAAACCUGGUAUGGUGGUCACCUUUGCUCCAGUCAACGUUACAACAGAAGUAAAAUCUGUCGAAAUGCACCAUGAAGCUUUGAGUGAAGCUCUUCCUGGGGACAAUGUGGGCUUCAAUGUCAAGAAUGUGUCUGUCAAGGAUGUUCGUCGUGGCAACGUUGCUGGUGACAGCAAAAAUGACCCACCGAUGGAAGCAGCUGGCUUCACUGCUCAGGUGAUUAUCCUGAACCAUCCAGGGCAAAUAAGCGCUGGCUAUGCCCCUGUAUUGGAUUGCCACACGGCUCACAUUGCAUGCAAGUUUGCUGAGCUGAAGGAAAAGAUUGAUCGCCGUUCUGGUAAAAAGCUGGAAGAUGGCCCUAAAUUCUUGAAGUCUGGUGAUGCUGCCAUUGUUGAUAUGGUUCCUGGCAAGCCCAUGUGUGUUGAGAGCUUCUCAGACUAUCCACCUUUGGGUCGCUUUGCUGUUCGUGAUAUGAGACAGACAGUUGCAGUGGGUGUCAUCAAAGCAGUGGACAAGAAGGCUGCUGGAGCUGGCAAGGUCACCAAGUCUGCCCAGAAAGCUCAGAAGGCUAAAUGAAUAUUAUCCCUAAUACCUGCCACCCCACUCCUAAUCAGUGGUGGAAGAACGGUCUCAGAACUAUUUGUUUCAAUUGGCCAUUUAAGUUUAGUAGUAAAAGACUGGUUAAUGAUAACAAUGCAUCGUAAAACCUUCAGAAGGAAAGGAGAAUGUUUGUGGACCACUUUGGUUUUCUUUUUUGCGUGUGGCAGUUUUAAGUUAUUAGUUUUUAAAAUCAGUACUUUUUAAUGGAAACAACUUGACCAAAAAUUUGUCACAGAAUUUUGAGACCCAUUAAAAAAGUUUAAUGAGAAA
This is a messenger RNA of Nomascus leucogenys (northern white-cheeked gibbon), 2093 nucleotides long. RefSeq names its product eukaryotic translation elongation factor 1 alpha 1 (gene EEF1A1). The transcript is spliced from 7 exons. Gene Ontology annotation, biological process: translational elongation; translation. Bases 303 to 1799 code for a protein of 498 amino acids. Gene Ontology annotation, molecular function: GTPase activity; GTP binding; translation elongation factor activity. The record is from RefSeq and is a predicted model, not a curated record. Lineage: Eukaryota; Metazoa; Chordata; Mammalia; Primates; Hylobatidae.